UCCUGUGUGGAAGCCGCUGCUGUUGCUACUGGCAGGCUUAAUGCUUUGUGUGCAACAAGAGAGAAAGGGGAAAUCGGGAGGGAGGGAGCCAGAUCCGUCUGGGGUGGCUGAAUCCCCCCCCCCACUUUCUCUCUUAAACCAGGGCUUUUCUGAGAUUGCAAGGGGGAGGGAAAGAAGGAGAAACAGGGAUCCAUCAGGAUCUAUCCAAAAGGAAGAGGAGGAGGAGGAGGAGAAAGAGGCUGCACUGCAGAAUAACGGGACUAGGGGGAAAAGGAAGAGAUUCUUGUUAGUGGUACCUUGUCGCUGAACCAGCAAUCCAGGCAGAAAGAUGGCUGCCUCGUCCUCUUGCAAUCUGGACGACGACGAGAGCCUGAAGGGAUGUGAGCUCUAUGUUCAGAAGCACAACAUGCAGCAGAUCUUGAAGGAGUGCAUCGUGAACCUGUGUAUAGCAAAACCCGACCGGCCGAUGAAGUUCUUGCGAGAGCACUUCGAGAAACUGGAAAAGGAAGAAUGCAAACAGAUCUUGGCCUGGCAGAAAUCCAACUCACAGUCAGAUUCCCACGAUGACGAAAUUUCUCCUCCGCCUCCGAACCCGGUGGUCAAGGCGCGACACCGAAGAGGGGGUGUCAGUGCAGAAGUUUACACCGAAGAAGAUGCAGUUUCUUACGUUAGGAAGGUGAUUCCCAAGGACUAUAAAACAAUGACUGCCCUGGCCAAGGCCAUCUCCAAGAAUGUGCUCUUUGCUCACCUGGAUGACAAUGAGAGAAGUGACAUUUUUGAUGCUAUGUUCCCCGUGACCCACAUUGCUGGAGAGACUGUCAUUCAACAGGGAGAUGAAGGAGACAACUUCUAUGUGAUCGACCAAGGGGAAGUGGAUGUGUACGUCAACGGAGAAUGGGUGACCAGCAUCGGAGAAGGGGGCAGCUUCGGAGAGCUGGCGCUCAUCUACGGAACGCCACGAGCCGCCACCGUCAAAGCCAAGACAGAUCUCAAACUUUGGGGAAUUGACCGAGAUAGCUACCGGCGUAUUUUAAUGGUGGGUUGAAACUUUGAUGACGGGCUAACGCGAAGGCUCCUGUUUAUGUCGA
This is a messenger RNA of Pogona vitticeps (central bearded dragon), 1088 nucleotides long. NCBI's taxonomy places the organism in Eukaryota, Metazoa, Chordata, Lepidosauria, Squamata, Agamidae. The record is from RefSeq and is a predicted model, not a curated record.